AUGACCGAGUUGAAAUUUUCGCUCAAAGACUGUGACGAAGUGGUCCGAAGGCGCCUGAGCCCCGACGCCACCACAGCCGACUUCGAGGCCAUCCCCCGGCACCGGGACAACUUCAUCCUCAAAAUCACCACAACCCGGGGCGACACGUGGUGUUUCUACGCCAAGUCCGGGACACAGCCGCCGAAAAUCGACCCAAUCCUCGACGAUUUCCGGGCGAAAAUCCCCAACUUCGACGCGAGUUUCACCCCAAAGCACUACUGCAGCAAACCCGGUUUGCAGAUUUUUGAGGACUUGACCUGUCAACGGUUUCAAUGCGAGUUGGAUCGCUUCACUGCCAGUCAUUUUCGCCAAGUUUUAAGUGUUUUGGCCGAGUUUCACGCCGCUGGAGUCGCUUACGAGGAAAUCACGGCGAGGAAACUGGGACAAGAAUACGAGUUGGAAAGUUUUAACUUCGAUGUGAGGGAAAUUGAAGAUGUGCUGGCAAACAAGGAAGUCGUUUCGCACGUUGUGAAGAAUUUGGAGGAGGGUUUGGGGAAAUUUCGACCGGUUUUGUGCCACGGUGAUUUGAUUUGGAGCAACGCGCUGUUUCACUACGAUAACGGGGUUCCUGAUAACUGCAAAUUGAUUAAUUUUAAGGCGAGAUUGUACGCCCCGCCUGCUUAUGAUGUUUUGCAAUUGAUUUUUUUCAAUUCGGGGGAAAAAUUCCGAAUGGAACAUUUUGAAUCAUUAUUGAUUUACUACCACACACGGCUGAAGGAAGCACUCGAGAAGUAUCAUUUAGAUAUUUGUAAAAUUCUACCACUUGAAGAUUUGCAACAAUCAACUCAUGCACUGCUUCUCUUGAUUAAAUUAGAACUCGUGCUUCGGAAUAAAGAACAGAAGAAGGGCCGAGACGAAGUGAAGGAAAUUCUCUCCUGUCCGCAAAUCUCAAGAGAGGAUUGUUUUACCAUCGUCAGAAAUAAAAUACACUCGAAUGAUUACGAUCUGCUAUCGUUUAAAUUAAUCGAUAAUGUGAAACUUAAAAUUCAAAUUCGUCGCGACUUGACAGAAGAAACUCUCCAUUUCCGCACCAAAAGUGCCGAAAACUGCGCAAGAGAAAUUUUUUUCUACAGCACUCUUAUCCCAAUUUUGCAAGAACUGGAGAUUGAAAUCAUCAACAAUUGUGCCCCAGCUUCAUACUUUCAAAGACGCAACAGUUUUAUAGUUUUUGAACAUUUAUUCAACUAUCACCCGCUACCAAAAAGCUCUCUAUCCGAUUUGAAAUUGUUAUCAAUCAUUGUUAAAAAAUUGGCCAAACUUCAUGCUUCAAGUCUGGUUUUUGAGGAAAAAAUGUCCCGGGAUUUGAAACGGACGUAUCGAGCUAGUGACGACUAUUCGGAACAUUUUGAAGAAACUAAUUUUGAAACUGCGAGUGGUUCGAUUCCUUGUGACGAAAAUUUGAAGAAGUGUUUUCCAAAAAUAGCCGAAAUUUGUGCGUCCAAUCAGUUCAGGAAAAUCAUAUCGCACGGUAAUCUCAAUUACGAUAAUGUUUUCGUCCACGAUAAAAUCGAUUGCCGAUUUGUGAAUUAUGAGAGUUUGAAAUAUGUUCCACCGGCUUACGAUUUCCUGUCGGUGGUUUACUUAGCCGAGAAGAAAUUGGAAGGAGAAUUGCGGAGGAUUUACUACGAUGAAUUGAAACAAAUUGUGGCUUCGUUUAAUUUUGAUUUGAGUAAAAUAAUAACCUGGGACGAGUUUGUCGACAGUGUUGAAAGUGUCAGACCGGUGAUUUUGGCGAAGAAGAUUCUAGAAGGUUCACGGGACUUGUUGUUGGAAUUGGAGGAAAGUUGUCAUUUUUUAUUGUCAAGAAACUAAUAAAUUGUUUUUGAUUUAA
This is a messenger RNA of Tribolium castaneum (red flour beetle), 1870 nucleotides long. RefSeq lists its product as hypothetical. NCBI's taxonomy places the organism in Eukaryota, Metazoa, Arthropoda, Insecta, Coleoptera, Tenebrionidae. The record is from RefSeq and is a predicted model, not a curated record. The transcript has a single exon. Bases 1 to 1851 code for a protein of 616 amino acids.